This is a messenger RNA of Leptosia nina, 984 nucleotides long. The record is from the annotation of a GenBank genome assembly. NCBI's taxonomy places the organism in Eukaryota, Metazoa, Arthropoda, Insecta, Lepidoptera, Pieridae.
AUGAAUAAUUUACUAUUAAUUGUACUUGCUGUUACAUCUGAAGUUCUAUCUUCAGAUUUCAAUCUAUUAGACCAAGAUUACUACGAUAUAAACAAUGCCGAAGAAAUAUACGAACAGUUCAUUCAAAAAUAUAACAAAGAAUAUUACGAAGAAGAACGAAGUGCUUACCGUUUCGAAGUGUUUGUGGAUAACUUGAAAAAAAUUAACGAGUUGAAUAAGAACAGCGAUUCAGCUAGGUUUGGUGUUACACAAUUCACUGAUCUGACAUUUGAUGAAUUUCGUGAUAGCUAUUUAACAUUCAGUGAUUUUACUUACGGUGAAGGUGUUGUGUACGAACCGAAGGGUCUAAAAUGUCCGAAGUCGUUGGACUACCGCAUAUUUGGAUACGUUACACCAGUCAAAGACCAAGGAACCUGUGGAUCUUGUUAUGUUUUUAGUGCGAUUGGUGACAUCGAAGGGCAAUAUGCCAAGAAGAAUCACACAGCAGUCAGACUAUCAGAACAACAAGCUCUAGAUUGCGGUGAUAACAAAGGCUGUGAUGGUGGAAUGCCACAUGAAGUAUUUCAGUCACUGGCCACCCAGGGAGGCUCUAUUCUUGAGAAAGUCUAUCCAUACGAAGGCAUGAAGAGUAAAUGCAGGCCAAAAGGGGAUAAAAAAGUGCUUGUCACAGGUGGUCUACAACUUUUGAUUAGCAACGAAGAGGAUUUGAAGGAAGCCUUAGUAAACUACGGUCCAUUAUCUAUUGGAAUUUACAUGAACCCAGAUCUUCAGGUACAUACUGGUGGUUUGUUUAAGACAUCCUCUUGCGGUGUUUGGGGUCAUGCAGCCCUUCUUGUUGGAUAUGGAAAUGAUGGAAAAGACGACUACUGGCUCAUCAAGAACUCUUGGGGUAAAGUCUGGGGGGAUGAAGGUUACCUGCGCUUACAGAGGGGAAAGGGAAUGUGCGGUAUUGGCAGAUACGUUGCUCAUUCCAUAGUCGAAUAA